Molecule: messenger RNA, 1155 nt
Organism: Plenodomus lingam JN3
Lineage: Eukaryota; Fungi; Ascomycota; Dothideomycetes; Pleosporales; Leptosphaeriaceae
Biological process (GO): pantothenate biosynthetic process
Cellular component (GO): cytoplasm
Molecular function (GO): 2-dehydropantoate 2-reductase activity
Source: RefSeq, a predicted model, not a curated record
AUGCCACCAACAACCAUCCUCAUCGUCGGCGCCGGCGCAAUCGGCGCCUUCUACGCCUCACGCCUCGCCCUCGCCCCCAACGUCUCCGUCUCGGUAAUCUGCCGCUCCAACUACACCGCCGUCUCCAGCUCGGGCUUCAGCCUGACAUCCCCCCAAUACGGAGACUACAACUUCGUGCCCGCACACACAUUCCGGGACACCGAGGAGGCACGCGCAAGCGGCAUCGCCUGGGACUACAUAGUUGUGUCUACAAAGGCGCUUCCGGACGUGAGCGACGACAGCGCCAUUCUGACGGGGCUGGUGGGUGGCGAGACGGCGAUUGUGCUGAUUCAGAAUGGGUUGGGGGUCGAGGAGCCGUAUAGGACGAGGUUUCCACAAGCCCCGAUUUGCUCGGCGGUGACGAUUGCGUCGUGUGCGCAACCGCAGCCCGGGGUGAUUGUACACAAUCGCUGGACGCGAAUCAACAGCGGGCCAUAUCUUCCUCAUCUCGACACCCUACCCAGCACCAACAGCACCACCACCAGUCCCACCACCACCAACGGCACCCCCCUCCCCACCGACCCAACCGCCAUCCACAAAAACGAAACCUUCAUCCGCCUCCUCGUCACCGGCGGCAUCAAAGACGCAACCCCCUACCCGCACUCAAAACUGCAACUCCUCCGAUGGCACAAACUCGCCAUCAACGCCUCCUUCAACCCAAGCUCCGUCCUCACCCUCUGCCCCCCCAACCACACCCUCGCCUCCGACCCGGAAUCCCGCCUCCACCUGCUCGCCACCAUGCACGAGAUCCUCGCGACCGCGCCCAAGAUCCUCGGCGAACCCAUGCCCGAGGACUUUGCGUCCCCCGAGCAAAUCAUUGCUAGUACGCUGAGGAAUACGAGUGGUAGUCGGCCGAGUAUGGCGUUGGAUUGGCUGGGUGGCAAGAGGCUUGAGAUGGAGGUCAUCCUUGGGAAUCCGAUUCGUAUGGCGAGGGAGAGGGGGUUGGAGAUGCCGCGGUUGCAGAGUUUGUAUGCGCUGGUGAGGAUGGCGCAGCAGGUUAGGGAGAGGGAGGGGAGGGAAGCGAGGGAGGAGAGGGGGGGGAGUAGGAUGUGGAUGGGUGGAUUUGGGUGUGUGUGUGUGUGUGUGUCAUUUGGCACCUUUUCCUCACUUGAAUAA